AUGAUUUUAAGACUGAUUGUUCGGACGGCCGAAUCCUUGGCCCCAACUCAUCUGCUGAAGUCAGGGAGAGAGAGGGAAACCGCCUCAGUUGCUGUACCAACCACAGUCUGCAGUGAUACAAAAUCUUGCCAAGCACAUGAUGUUUCUGCACGCGAUGAGUGGAUGCGACUCGACGUCAUCUUGAGGACUCUUUCUAAAUAUCCAGACCUUGAAGAGACCGUUGGGAAAUUCUUGGAUCACUCAUCCCAGUCAACGGCAAUUGCUGCUGCUCGAGAAAAAUUUUUGGUGUCCCUGUACGGAACUAACCAUCUAACAACUUCAUUGAAUGCGCUGCGAUACAAGCAGCACGUGAUAUCUGCUUCAAGUUUUCCAGCAACAUUGCAUCUAUCCCUCCCACCGAUGCUGCAGCCUACCAGCAUAGCUUGCGUCUAUAUUUACAAGUGCAGCAGUGGCUUGGCAACAGUUUGGAUCCGAAGCUGUGGGGUUGGAAGUCAACCAAAAAUGGUCUGA
Messenger RNA from Psylliodes chrysocephalus, 510 nucleotides. The record is from the annotation of a GenBank genome assembly. NCBI's taxonomy places the organism in Eukaryota, Metazoa, Arthropoda, Insecta, Coleoptera, Chrysomelidae.